ACUUUUGGGGCGGUUGUGCAAAUGGGCGCAGGUCAGAUGAUCAGAGAUCCAACGAUUUCGUCUCUCGAAUCAGCCGCCGCAGACAACAGCAGAGUUGCAGUAUGCUGCCGGAAACACCUUGGUGCGGAGCUUACUGCUCGUCUCGUCAGCUUAGUCACUGCGGUAGGGUAGUUGGGAUGAUUUUUGGUGCAUUUUCCCUCGGAUUCCUUUUCCCAUGCGCGCCCAGCUGCCACAUUAUCAUGCGAGCAGCUACUAUUACAUUGCCCGAAGUGAUAGUACUGUAGUAGGAAAUCGGUGCUGUAAAAAGUUGUUGCGACGCGUAGGACGCAAUAGUGUUUCCGCGCGACAUAAUUUUAGAGGGGCCAUAAUGUACAUUGCGCCAGAACCCGGUCUCUAGUCCAGAAUCUGACUGUCAGACACCGGUAGUAGUUAUCAUUCCGGCGCGGCGGUAGAUGCUCCAACUUUACGCCCUCUCGAGUAGUCAGAGUCCCGUACCUUACAUCAGUUUUCAAUCUCUUCAAGAAGUUCGCGAUUGAACGUCCAAACAACUUGUCCGAUCCAUAAAAAAAAUCCAUGGCUACCACUCUGUCACCCCCUGCUCCUCUCUCCAGUGCUCCUGAGCGCUCUUCCCAGUGCUACCGUGUCCCCCACACCGGCAGUCGCGCCAUAGGUGACCCAGAGCCCUAGAUUCACGGAGCAUUCAAUGCUCUAAACUUUAGAGCGACUCUUUCUAGUACCAGUGGGAGCGGACAUCUCGCAGCUCGAGCAGCGCCUUGAGGUAUCACGCAGCUCUUAGACUCCGAAAUCUGGCAUGAACCGGAGAGCAUCAGAUCCGAAAAACUCACUCGGAACAGCUAGUUCAGGCAGCUCCAGGCCACCGCCGUUUUAUCCCGAUGGCACCCUGACUGGCAGCGCGGCCUUCCAAUCAGCGGCUUUCGCAGCUUCUGCUUUUCAGGCAGCGCCUUCCCUAACAGCGCCUUCCCAGGCAGCCGCUUUCCAGGCAGCAGCUGCUCCCUUAGCAGCGGCUUCCAUGAGCUUCCGCCCUUCACUGGCGGCGGGGUCGCCACGUGGCACGGCCUGGAGCAGCGUGCCCGUGCCGCCAGAGCAGUUCAUUCGCUGGAGCAACCAGGAGGACCGCGUGUUGCUACAGCACGUGAUGCGCCAUGGCACGCGCAACUGGGGGCUGCUGCAGCGGAGCCGCGACCUGCCCCUCCGAGACAAUAAGGCGUGCUGCAACCGCUUCAUCCUCCUUAAGAAGAGGUUUCUCGAGCAGCAGCGCCUGCAGAUCGCAGCCGCCACGUCAGCCCCUGAUCCGACAGAUAAGCCCGCCCUUGUUGCGGACCCUCAAAGGGGUCAUACGGAAACGAAGCCUCUGGCAGGGCCGAAGCACGGCUCGAUUGCUGCAAGUGCUGCUGAUGCUGCGGUUGCUGCGGGUGCUGCGGGUGCUGCGGUUGCUGUGAGUGCUGCGGGUGUCGAGAUUCCCCUCCUUUCAGAGUGUCAACUGGGGUCUGCUGCCCGGCCGAAGCAGGAACCAGACCUGCUUCCUUCUGCGCACGUUUCUGCUUCGGCGCCUCCCAGCCCUGCUGCCGAACCUGCUAUUUCUGAGCCUGUUCUCCCCAGGCCUGCUGCUUCCGAACCUGCUGUUCCGAGCCUGCCACGGGCAGUGUCUGUAGGCGGUGCCACGUCAGCUUUGGUCCCAGACCAAUCACUGCUUGACAGAUCACUUGGAGACAGGAAGGUUCACCAGCAUCAAUCUGAGCCGCUGAUCCAAACCAGCCAGCUUAACCAGUCGAUCCUGAGCGCUCAACUGGCUGAGCUAUUCCAUUUAGAUUUGGCGGCGGGUGCUACAGACGGGUUGGCUCCAGGUUACGACGCUGCUACAGCUGCUACAGAUGCCACGGUUGGUAUGGCCAAUGCUGCUACAGCCGCUGCUGAUGCAGUGGUUGCCGCUACACCAACGGGUACAAGUGCUUGUGGUGGGGAGAUGGUGGAGAGGAAGAGGAAGGAGGCACCAACAGGCAUGGAGCAACCAGGCAGAAGCGUAGCCAGGAGAAGCAUGGGCGACGAGGCAGCCGGGGAGGGCGGGGCAGCUGGGGAGGGCGGGAUAGCUGGGGAGGGCGGGGCAGCUGGGGAGGGCGGGGCAGCUGGGGAGGGCGGGGCAGCUGGGGAGGGCGGGGCAGCUGGGGAGGGUGAAGAAGGUGCGGGAGGUGAGGGAGGGGAAGCGAAGGGGGAAAGGGGGGAGCGAAGGGGGAAAAGGGGGAGUGGAGAAAAGGAGGAGGCGCAAGCAGGGUGGACGCAAACGGUGGAGGAUGGGGAGGGACUGGGGGGGGAAGAAAGCUUUGGAAGGGAGGCAGAAGUGGAGAAUGGAGACAUGAAAAGAGGGCAGGAUGGGGAGAAGGAUGGGGCGAAGGAUGGGGGUGAGAGCGAUGGUAAAGGGUCUGGUGUGAAUAAAGCGGAUGGGGAGGGAGGUGGUGUGACUAAAGCGAAUUGGGAGGGUGGUGGCGUGACUAUAGGAGACAUGUUUAAGACGCUGCUGCAUGCGAAUGCGCAGCAGGUGGCUGCUGCCAUACUGGAGUGGAAGGAUCGGGUGUGUGGCUCGGAUGACAGCCACGUGCCGAACCUGGCUGCUGCGGUCAAGAUGAGGGAUGUGGGGCCGUCAGGUUCGGUACAGCUAGCUUCGGUGCAGCUAGGUUCGACACAGCUACCGAAUCGGCAGCAGAAUGAACGACACUACCAGCAGCAACAGCAGCAACAGAAUCAGCGGCAGCGGCAGCUGCAGGAGCAGCAGCAGCAGCAGCAGCAGCAGCACUAUCAACAGCUGAACCACCAGCGGCAGCAGCAGCAACAGCAGCAGCAGCAGCAGCAGCAGCAGCGUGAGCAGCAGCAGGCUGCCCAGGCGAUGUGGUUCAGCCAUCCAGGGGCACAUAUCUUUCAAACAUUGCACCUCAACCGCACAGCUCAACUCGCCAGUGCUGCACACCCGAGCCAACUGACAAGCACUGCUCCCAUGGCUCACACCACUGACCACAGCACGGCACACCCAUCAACGAUCCACACCUCGAGAUCUCAACACACAGCGGCCCCUUCAGGACUUCAAAACGCUUCCGCACGUCGAGGAGGGAUUUCGAGGGCAGCCGUGCUUCAAGGGAUUCUGAGCAGCGCGGCAGCACUCCAAGACUCAGCACUGCCCUCUCCCCUCUCUCCCUCGGUUUUCUCCCAAUCGCAGUCGCAUGCUACGUCCGUGCCUGCCACGCCAGCCCCUGCCAUGUCAGCCCCAGCAAUGUCAUCUCCUGCCACGUCAGCUGCUACCACAUCAGCCCAUGCCACGUCAGCACCUGCCACUGCUUCCAGGAGCAGCAAUGCACUAAGUACCCUCCCGGUUUCCUCAAUUCCCGCUUUCCCUCCGUAUAGUCACAUUCUCCCGAACAUUCAGUCAUCUCCUGCUCUCACAAAUCCGGGCAUCUUCCAAGGGAGGCAAUCACUCGACCACACAGGCAUGGGAGAGAGUAGGUGGCCCACUAGUAGGUUCGGUGUUGUCGAGCCUAAUGUCCGAGGCUCGGUGUGGGAUCCUGCAGGCAUGGCAGCUGGGCUGAUAGCAGGCACAGGACUCGACUGGAAUGUAACAGGCUCGGUUGCAGGCUCGGGAAACACAGCAGGCUCCUUAAAUGGGGCGGCAGGUUCGGGAACCGCUGCAGGUUCGUCGAACGCAGCAACGAGUGAGAGGGAGUGCGGGUCUGCUGCUUCCAAUAUGACUCCUCACAAUCCUCCUCCCAAUCCUCCUCGCAAUUCUCUUGGCCCGCCUGCAGAGAUUCACCCCUCGCAGCAGCUGCUGUGGCAGCAGCACGUGCAGAGGCAGAUGGCGCGACAGAUGCAGGCGCACACAGGUGCAGCAGUGGCAGGCCAAGCGGCACGAGCACAGGAGGGGGAAACGGCAGGAGCAGGGGCGAGAGCGCACGCACAGCUUAUCCAGCAAGCGCAACAGAUGCAGCAGCAGCAGCAGAGGAGGCAUCAGGCGCAGCAGCAGCAGCUCCCGCCCUUGCGGAGAACCUCUUCACACUCACUUUCUCACACAUCCUCCCCCUCCACACACACUCGCUUCUCGUCUCAGAGCUACUCCAUUCAGCAGGGGACGCUCACCCCUACCCCUUCCCUCACCCCCUCCCUUACCCCCUCCCUCACCCCCCUCACAACGCCCGCUCAACUUUGGCUGCAGAACCGCCUCCCCAUCUACCCUCUCUCCCGCACAUCCUCCUCCUUCCGAGCCCCUCCUCCUCUCCUCCCUUCCCUCCUCCUCGCCUCCACUAAUACUCACCCUCAUACUCUCCCUCACACUCUCCCUCAUAAUCAUCCUCACAACCUCCCUUCAAAUAAUCACACUCAGCAUAACCACACUUCACACACUCACUUUCCUCCCAUUCACUCCCUUGAGCCCAGCUUGCCCCCAAUCGGCUCGCCAGCUGUCGGCUCCUGCGGACCCCCUCCCAUCUCCUCCCCCUCCUCCGCUGCUGCUGCCAUGUCAGCGUCGCAAUCCGCUGCUGCCACGUCAGCAGCCCCAUCUGGUGCUGCCACAUCAGCACCAGUGUCCACAGCUGCUGCUGCAAAGGAUAAGCGAGACGCUGAUGAGCAAUGGGUUGCGGAGGAGGGCAGUGAGAGGGGUGCGGUUGAGAGGGGUGCUGGUGGCAGGGGCGUGGUUGAGUGGUGUGCAUUUAAGGGCCAACCCGGGGAGGAGAGCAGAGAGAGGAACGCAGAGGAGGGGGAGGAGAGGGAUGGGGGUGUGCAUGGUCGAUGGCAGGGGGUUGAGCAGGGGGGACAAGGAGCGGGGUUGAGCGAGCGAGCAGGGGGGAUGGGGGAGGUGCGAGCAGGGGGGACUGAGGAGGAGCCCCUCAUGGCUCCCUGUGGCUUGCUGGGUGUGUCCGAGGAUGACGUCAUCCGCCUGCUGGUUGCUGACUGGGCGGCAGAAGAUGCUGACCUGGCCAUGCGUGCUGAGGUGGCAGCAGCUGACAUGGCGCAACCCAGUCACGGUGAAGCGAGGGGUUUGUUGUCCCAUGAGCGGGGAACCUUUGAUCAUCUGAGCCCUGCCCCUGGUACUGCCUCCCCAUCCCCUCCUCCUGUCACCAUACCCACCACCACUCCCCUCGCCGCUUUUACAGGGGGGCGGAACUCAUCAGCACCGCACUUCACCGCUCAGAAUUCUCCAUUUCAAGGGUCCUCAUACAUGCGUCCUGCUCCAUCUUCGACAGACCAUGUGCUGCUGCCACGUGGACAUCUCACUGGACCUGAUCCUGCCACCUCAGAUCAUGAUGCUGCCACAUCACACCAUGGCAUGGUGACAGGGUACUACCACCGACAUGCCACGUCACAGCAUGGCAGGGUUACUGGUAACUCUGGGGGUGCAGGAGUAACAGGGGCCAUUGGGGAGGUAGGCGAGCCAAUGACUAACACAAUAGAGGGAACGCUAUUAUGGGGGAUGCCAGCUCAGCCUGCUGUCACGAUGCCAGCUCAGCUUACUGACAUGAUGCCAGCUCAGCUUGUGGAUGAGGGUUAUCGGGAUGGGGUUGGAUAUGGAAUGCUGCUACAGCAGCAAGCAGGGGAGCCUGGGGAGGGGGGUGAGGGCGAGAGGGAAGGGGGCAGGAACCAGUGGCCAGACUGGGUGCUCCGCCACAUGUCAUCGUGAUUAUAGAUGGAUGUUGUUGUGAUCAUAAUGGAUGUGAUUCAAAUGGAUGUUAUUGUGAUAGUAGUGGAUG
Closterium sp. NIES-67 is the source of this 5744-nucleotide messenger RNA. The record is from the annotation of a GenBank genome assembly. Lineage: Eukaryota; Viridiplantae; Streptophyta; Zygnematophyceae; Desmidiales; Closteriaceae.